This is a messenger RNA of Dothidotthia symphoricarpi CBS 119687, 414 nucleotides long. RefSeq names its product phosphotransmitter protein-like protein Ypd1. Gene Ontology annotation, molecular function: histidine phosphotransfer kinase activity; protein histidine kinase binding. Gene Ontology annotation, cellular component: nucleus; cytoplasm. The transcript is spliced from 2 exons. The record is from RefSeq and is a predicted model, not a curated record. NCBI's taxonomy places the organism in Eukaryota, Fungi, Ascomycota, Dothideomycetes, Pleosporales, Dothidotthiaceae. Gene Ontology annotation, biological process: phosphorylation; phosphorelay signal transduction system. Bases 1 to 414 code for a protein of 137 amino acids.
AUGGCGAUUCCCGGCGCGGAGGACCAGAUCGACCCCGCGACGUUUGAGCAGAUUCUCGAAAUGGACGACGACGAGGAUGAGCGCGAGUUCAGCAAGAGCAUCGUGUACGACUUCUUCGGCCAGGCAGAUAGCACGUUUUCCAAAAUGGACAAGAGCCUCGAUAAGAAGGACCUCAAGACGCUUAGUGAGCUCGGCCACUUCCUCAAAGGCUCCUCCGCCACCCUCGGCCUGACCAAAGUCAAGGACUCGUGCGAGAAGAUCCAGCACUUUGGCCAGAUGAAGGACGAGACGGGCACAAAGGACAUCACCGAGGAAGAGGGCCUGAAGAAACUCAAGGUUAUCGUCGAGCAGGCUAAGAAGGAGUUUAUCGACGUGGAGAAGGUGCUUAGGGAAUUCUACAACGAUGAGGAUUGA